Molecule: messenger RNA, 944 nt
Organism: Podarcis muralis (Common wall lizard)
Lineage: Eukaryota; Metazoa; Chordata; Lepidosauria; Squamata; Lacertidae
Gene: ATP5ME
Product: ATP synthase membrane subunit e
Biological process (GO): proton motive force-driven ATP synthesis
Cellular component (GO): proton-transporting ATP synthase complex
Molecular function (GO): proton transmembrane transporter activity
Source: RefSeq, a predicted model, not a curated record
CCUGCUCAGAGACGCUUUUCCUUUGAGGCCUUCGGUUCCUGGGCGCCUUGACGUCACUUCCUCCUUAGCGGUCGGACGAGGAGAAGGCAAGAUGAUCCCGCCGGUGGAGGUUUCCCCGCUGAUCAAGUUCGGCAGGUAUUCAGCACUGCUCAUUGGGAUAGUCUAUGGAAAGAAAAGAUAUGACUAUUUGAAGCCUAUUGCUGAGGAGGAAAGGAGAAUAGAAGCAGAGGAGAAGAAGAAGCGUGAAGAAAUGGAACGAAUUGCAAAAGCACUGGCAGAAGCUAGCGACGAUUCAAUACUGAAAUAAACCUGCUUGAUCUUCGUCUUCACCUUUUAAUAUCCAAUGUAUGAAAUUUUGAAGUAGUUGGAUCUCAAGUGUCAAACACAAACUUAUUUACAUCAAUAAACAGUUGCUGGAAGAGCUGUUGUCAGAUUCACUAAUGCGCAAAGUACAAAUGGCAUAAAAUCAUCUCCUUCAUAUUUAUCUAGCAAGCAGGAGAUUUGCAUAUAUUACUUUUCAUGCGGCAAUAUUUGUGAAAAUCGAAGCAGUAUCUAAUUCUCAGCUGUCUGUGUGAAAGAAGACUUGGUUUCCUUGCGCUGCUGCUGGAAUGUAGACUUUUCCAGAUAAUAGGACAGUAAGUUACAAGUCAGCCGCUUGUAGGGGGUGUAGUUGUUGCACUUCUAGGCAAUACAGUUGGCCUGUUUGCUUGUGUAAUAAAUAGAUUUCAGUACACGACUUCAAAACAUGAACUGACAGGGUGGCAUAGGAAUGCAUGUUAAAACACCAAUAAUUUCAUCACUGUCAGCCUUGGAAACUUAAGUCUGUAUGUACAAGUAUUUCAUACUACAUUUUGUGUGGCCAGUACUAAUACCUUUGGAAACAUGUAAGUGACACCCAGUAAUUUCUCACACUGAUACGUUAAAUAAAAAGCAGACUUCAUUUA